UUCGAAUUCACUGAAUUCAGUUGGUCCCCAUUUCUCUGUCCUCUCGCGCAAACACAGAGAGGAUGAUGAAGAAGGUGUGCGUUGCUUCGACCAACCCCGUGAAGCUGCGGGCUGUGGAGACGGCCUUCAAGGCAGCCUUCAAGACCACGGGCACGGAGGAUGCCUUUGAGUUUGUCACAGUGAAAGCGCCGAGCGGGGUGAGCGAUCAGCCCAUGGGGGAUGCCGAGACGCUGACGGGCGCCAAGAACCGCGUGAAGAACGCCAGGGACAUGAUGCCCGGAUGCGACUUCUACUGUGGCCUUGAGGGCGGCUGCACGCUUGAAGAGAGCAACACAACCGGCGCUGGCGACGGCGGCGAGAUGACGUGCUUCGCAUGGAUCGUGGUGCAGGAUGCCGAAGGAAAGCGGGAGGGCAAGGCAAAGACAGGCACCUUCUACCUGCCGCCCGAGGUGACGAAGCUGGUGAAGGGCGGCCUGGAGCUUGGCCAUGCCAACGAUCGCGUGUUCUCUCAGCACAACUCCAAGCAGCAAGGCGGCGCCGUCGGCCUGCUCACGGACGGCGUCAUCACUCGGCAUCUCUACUAUGAGCAAACGGUCAUCCUUGCCCUCAUCCCUUUCAAGACCCCUGACCUCUACCCGUGCUGAGUGUGUGUUGUGUGUGCGUGCUGCGUCUGUGCGUGUGUGGGUGUGUGCUCUGUUUGUGUUGUGUAUGUGUAUGUGUGUGUGUGUAUGUGUAUGUGUGAUGUGUAUGUGUGUGUAUGUGCGUGUGUGCACAUCAGUGUACUCUGCUGUGCCGUCGUUCGACCUUCGUCUCUCCUUCACUUUAAGCAAUGCCAACGGAAGUGUUAGCCCUCCUUGUUCCGUUCAUGGAUGUGACACUUCCUGCUUUACUUGACACCAGUACAUCGUUCUGCCAUC
Molecule: messenger RNA, 917 nt
Organism: Salpingoeca rosetta
Lineage: Eukaryota; Choanoflagellata; Craspedida; Salpingoecidae
Exons: 3
Coding region: 63-644 (193 amino acids)
Biological process (GO): thiamine metabolic process
Molecular function (GO): ribonucleoside triphosphate phosphatase activity
Source: RefSeq, a predicted model, not a curated record